This is a messenger RNA of Amphiprion ocellaris (clown anemonefish), 2294 nucleotides long. Its product is annotated as cytochrome P450 2J6-like. NCBI's taxonomy places the organism in Eukaryota, Metazoa, Chordata, Actinopteri, Pomacentridae. The record is from RefSeq and is a predicted model, not a curated record. Gene Ontology annotation, cellular component: intracellular membrane-bounded organelle; cytoplasm. Gene Ontology annotation, biological process: xenobiotic metabolic process. Gene Ontology annotation, molecular function: heme binding; oxidoreductase activity, acting on paired donors, with incorporation or reduction of molecular oxygen, reduced flavin or flavoprotein as one donor, and incorporation of one atom of oxygen; iron ion binding. The transcript is spliced from 10 exons. The coding region runs from base 88 to 1698 and encodes 536 amino acids.
UUACCUCCUUGCAGCACAGCAUCAGUCCUCUAUUUCACAGAAAAUUUAAGGAAAUCAGUCUACAGCUAGACAGGCCGUAUUUGCAGGAUGGAUUCAGUCUUCUCUCUCAUUGGAUCCUAUAUUGACUGGGAUUUCAAAAGCCUGCUGCUCUUCACAGUAGUUUUCAUCAUUGCUGCAGAUUUUGUGAAGAACCGUCGGCCGCUCGGCUUCCCUCCAGGACCUUGGCCACUUCCAGUUGUGGGAAACAUGUUUUCUUUUGACCACACCAGGACUCAUGAGGUUUUGACACAGAACCGUCGACCGCUCGGCUUCCCUCCAGGACCUUGGGCCAUUCCAAUUGUGGGCAGCUUAUUCACUGUUGACCACACCAGGACCCAUGAGGGUUUGACACAGUUGGCAGGAAAGUAUGGAGACGUGUACAGCAUACGGAUGGGCCAGGUAUGGCUGAUCGUACUAAAUGGACUUGAAGCUCUGAAAGAAGCUCUAAUAACACAGAGAGACAGCCUGGCAGAUCGACCACGUCUUCCUUUGUUGGAAGCCAUAACACAUGGACGAGGUUUGAAUUUCAGCAGUGGGCACAUGUGGAGGCAGCAGAGGCGAUUUGCACUUUCAACCCUCAGAAAUUUUGGAUUUGCCAAAAAGUCCCUUCAGCCUGUUAUCCUGGAUGAAUUUACACACUGUGCAAAAGAGUUCAGAAGCUAUGAAGGUAAGCCAUUUAAUCCACACUUGGUCAUGAACAACGCCAUCUCCAACAUCAUCUGCUCCCUGGUUUUUGGUCAUCGCUUUGAGUACAGUGAUGAGAAGUUCCAGAAACUGUUGUGCUGGUUUGGCGUAGUGCUCCAUACUCAUGCCUCCAUUUGGGCACAGCUCUACAACUCAUUCACUGGGUUCAUGAGAUUUUUGCCAGGUCCACAUCAGACAGUGCAGCAGAUCUCUCAAGGUGUGAAGGACUUUAUACGAGCAGAGAUAAAGGAGCAUAAGAAAAGCUGGGAUCCUUCAACGCAAAGAGACUACAUUGACUGCUACCUGAAUGAGAUUCAGAUGAGUAAGGGGAAAGAUGACAACACUUUCGACGAGGAAAACAUGAUUAUAUGUGUUAUGGACCUUAUUGUGGCUGGUUCAGAGACCACAUCCACCACCCUGCGCUGGGCAUUCCUCUACAUGGCAAAAUAUCCUGAGAUCCAGGAAAAGGUCCAGGCUGAGAUAGACAGAGUGAUUGGACAGUCCAGACAUCCAUCCAUGGAGGAUCGUGCAAACCUUCCCUACACAGAUGCUGUUAUCCAUGAGAUCCAGAGGAUGAGUAACGUAAUUCCUCUCAGUCUGCCACAUUUCACCAACAGAGACGUCCAGCUGGGAGGCUACACCAUCCCAAAGGGAUUUACAAUAAUUCCCAAUCUGACCUCUGUGUUGUUCGACAAGAAUGAGUGGGAGACGCCCUUCACCUUCAACCCAGGACACUUUCUGAAUGAGGAGGGCAAGUUUAUGAAACGAGCAGCUUUCAUCCCUUUCUCUGCUGGUAAGCGGCUGUGUCCUGGUGAGAGCCUGGCAAAAAUGGAGCUCUUCCUCUUCUUCACCUCCUUCAUGCAGCACUUCACCUUCUCCAUGCCUGCUGGGGUGAAGCCUGUGAUGGACUUCCUCUUUGGAAUCACUUUGUCACCAAAAGAAUAUGAAAUAUGUGCAAUCUCACGUCAAGAGUAAUAUAUUUUGAGGGGGAAAAAACUAAACAAAAAACCCCACUUUUUUUUCUUAGUUGCCAACUAACGUUUCUAUAACUGAGGAUUUAGAGAACAUUAGAUGCUUUCAUUGUCUAUAGAAUGUCAUGCAUUGUAUUUGAGGAUAUGUAGAAUUUAUUAGCACCUGCAUUGUUAAAUCUUGUUUUAUUUUCUUCUUGGUCCUUUUCUAACUUUUUUGUCCAUAGCUUGUAGUGUAAUUCUAACCCCCUCAGUAUUUACAAUUUGUGCAUUUGUCCCACAAAAUAAAAACAUGAAAGAAGCAGAGGAUUUUUAUUUUGAAUUGUGUUGGCUCGACAGAGACAAUAUUAAAUGAGGAAAGUUGACGAUGACUGAUGUUUUAGUUUUUCUUCGUAUGAGUUAAAACAUUCCCACCAUGAUUUCAUGCAAACAAGCUACAAAUCUUGGCAUGAAAAUUCACCAGUAUACAAGAAAUUGGUAUGACACUCAAAGUUUGUGAAUCCCUGGUUUUGUUUUUCACAAUUUAUUUCACAUGACGCAUGACUGUUGUGCAGAAUAAAGUACAAUGUUUGUAAUUUUAAAAAUAAAAGUGUACAAAUACUG